Cuscuta campestris is the source of this 1371-nucleotide messenger RNA. The record is from the annotation of a GenBank genome assembly. NCBI's taxonomy places the organism in Eukaryota, Viridiplantae, Streptophyta, Magnoliopsida, Solanales, Convolvulaceae.
CCAGAGACAGCCGCCGUCGCCAAGCCGCCAGGACGCCGCUGUCGCCGACCGUCGUCGCAUCGUUGUCCCCGUCGCGCAAGAGACCGGCGGUCCACCGGGGGGUUGCAGCGGCGAGUUCCCCCUCCCCCAAUCCAGUUUCAAUUCUUCAAAUUCGAGUGGACGAUCGAACUGCUUCUUAGUUAAGGAGAAUGCUCAUUGGGUUUUAGAUCUCAUAUGAUGAACACCAUAUCAUUUCCAUUCAAGGCAUCAUUUUCCAAUGUUUCAAACUUAAGAAGCCAAAACAAGAGUUAUAGAAAUAGAAUUAAAAUGGAGCUCUCCAUCACACAACCUGAUGAUUGGCAUCUUCAUCUUCGUGAUGGUCAUCUUCUUGAAACAGUUGUCUCUCACAGUGCAUCUAACUUUGGAAGGGCAAUCAUUAUGCCGAAUUUAAAACCUCCUAUCACCACCACUGCUGCAGCUGUCGCAUACCGGGAUUCCAUCUUAAAUGCAUUGGCUCCUAAUUCUGGUUUUACUCCGCUUAUGACACUAUAUUUAACCGAUACAACAAGUCCGCUGGAAAUCAAACAAGCCAAAAAUAGCGGAGUAGUAUAUGCUGUGAAGCUUUAUCCUGCUGGUGCUACAACCAAUUCUAAGGAAGGCGUUACUGAUCUUUUUGGAAAAUGCAUGCCAGUUCUUGAGGAAAUGGCUGAGCAAGAGAUGCCUCUCCUGGUCCAUGGAGAGGUAACAAGCCCUGAAGUUGAUGUAUUUGAUCGAGAAAAGGUUUUUGUUGAGACAGUUUUAGGGCCUUUAGUGCAGAGACUUCCACAGCUGAAGAUUGUGAUGGAGCAUGUCACCACCUUGGAUGCUGUGAAGUUUGUAGAAUCUUGCCAAGAAGGAUAUGUCGCAGCGACGGUCACCCCACAACAUCUUAUUCUAAACAGGAAUUCUCUGUUUCAAGGUGGGCUCCAGCCACACAAUUACUGCCUUCCUAUACUUAAACGAGAGAUCCACAGACAAGCUAUUGUGUCUGCCGUGACAAGUGGCAGCAGAAAGUUUUUCUUAGGCACUGAUAGUGCUCCACAUGAUCAACGGAAGAAAGAAUGUCCGUGUGGGUGUGCUGGUAUCUACAAUGCUCCUGUGGCAUUGUCGGUCUACACAAAGGUUUUUGAGGAGGCUGGCACGCUUGACAAGCUAGAAGCAUUUACAAGCUUUAAUGGACCUGAUUUCUAUGGUCUUCCUAGGAACACAAGAAGGAUUAAAUUGUCUAAAACCCCGUGGAAGGUACCAGAAUCAUACUCCUACGCUUCAGGGGAUAUCAUUCCUAUGUUUGCUGGUGAAACAUUGGAGUGGCAACCUUCUUCACCCAUAUGAUGAUGUUGUGGGAACUCGUCA